CUUUCAUCGGCGUGUUCCUGAUGGAUACAACGAUGCUCCCGUGUCAUGCCUGAGGCAGUUUGUUGCGGAGUACACGUGACCUGACAAGGGCAAGAUUUACACAACCCUACCCGCGCACAUCCCGAAAACCUCACGGUUCAGCUCCUAAUAGAACUUUUCUUAACCACAUCCCCGUUCUCACCAGCCUCAUCGGUACUACCCUCGAGAUACCUCUUAUCCCGUCUCUCGAUUUGAGAAUCUCGACAAUCAACCGCCAAAAUGGUCAAGACUUCCGUCCUCAACGAUACGCUUAACGCUAUCAACAACGCCGAGAAGGCUGGCAAGCGCCAGGUCCUCGUCCGUCCUUCCUCCAAGGUCAUCGUCAAGUUCCUCAGCGUCAUGCAGAAGCACGGCUACAUUGGCGAGUUCGAGGAGGUCGAUGACCACCGUUCCGGCAAGAUCGUUAUCCAGCUCAACGGUCGCCUUAACAAGUGUGGUGUCAUCAACCCCCGCUACCCCGUCCAGCUCCGUGACCUCGAGAAGUGGGCCACCCAGCUCCUUCCCUCUCGUCAGUUCGGUUACGUCGUCCUGACCACCUCCGCUGGUAUCAUGGACCACGAGGAGGCUCGCCGCAAGCACGUUGCUGGCAAGCUCCUCGGUUUCUUCUACUAGACGACCAACGAAAAGUUUAUGUCUUGAAUAGUAUCGGGAUUUAUGUGGCCUGGUGAGGUCCGAGCGAGGAAUGUGCUCAGGAGCAACAGUGUCUUGGCGAGGAGUUAAGGAUACCCUGGCAGAAACGCCAUAGAUAGGUUUGAGUGAUCUUGCUCAAUUCAACCAAGUCAUUUUGUUCUGGUCAAAUUUAUCAUCUGUGUUUCGUGUAGUGAUGUAGAGAAGUAGAAUCAGCACAACCGAUAUCUUCCUUUCGCGCAUGAGAAACCUAGCCUUCGUUUCAGUUUUUCCCAGCGCCUUAGCAUCAGAGAACCAACUCGGCUACGUCUCCACCCUUAGAGAAUUCGUCCUACAGUCGGUGCUCUUGUUGACACGCCGCUAUUCCUUUUAUGGGGUCAGACUAAUUACUAGGUUUCGGAAGCCGGACGCAGAUGUUAUGAAAGGCGGAAGCCCGC
Molecule: messenger RNA, 1103 nt
Organism: Aspergillus pseudonomiae
Lineage: Eukaryota; Fungi; Ascomycota; Eurotiomycetes; Eurotiales; Aspergillaceae
Product: 40S ribosomal protein uS8
Exons: 3
Coding region: 259-651 (130 amino acids)
Biological process (GO): translation
Cellular component (GO): cytosolic small ribosomal subunit; ribosome
Molecular function (GO): structural constituent of ribosome
Source: RefSeq, a predicted model, not a curated record